Molecule: messenger RNA, 365 nt
Organism: Closterium sp. NIES-67
Lineage: Eukaryota; Viridiplantae; Streptophyta; Zygnematophyceae; Desmidiales; Closteriaceae
Source: the annotation of a GenBank genome assembly
GAUUGAUGGAUGAAGGUUUGGGGAGGGGAGGAGGAUGCGGAAGGAAGGUUGUGGAAGGAGGGGGGGAAGGUGGAAGGGGAGGAGAAGGACAAGGAUGAGGAGAAGGAUGAGGAGGAGGAAGGGGAGGAGAAGGAAAGGGAGGAGGAGGAGGAGGAGGAGGAGGAGGAGGAGGAGGAGGAGGAGGAGGAGGAGGAGGAGGAUGAGGAGGAGGAGGAGGAGGAGGAAGGGAAGGAGAAGGAGAGGGAGGAGGAGGAGGUGGAAGGGGAGGAGAAGGAGAAGGUUGAGGAGGAGGAGGAAGGGGAGGAGAAGGAGAAGGUCGAGGUGGAGUCUGAGGGUUGAAAUAGGGAGCUGUACCCAUGCCGAUA